Molecule: messenger RNA, 3027 nt
Organism: Lottia gigantea (owl limpet)
Lineage: Eukaryota; Metazoa; Mollusca; Gastropoda; Lottiidae
Exons: 5
Coding region: 1-3027 (1008 amino acids)
Source: RefSeq, a predicted model, not a curated record
AUGGAUGAAAGCCCAUCUCUAAAGAAAAAGAGUUACGAGCAGUUGGUAGUCAAUGUUAUAUACGAGACAAGACCAAUUAUCCCGGCUAUUAAACUUGAAAAGAAACAGAUUAAGAUGACCCGACCCCCAGACACUGUCCCCUGCAUAGUGACCGUUACUGAAGAAGAAGCAGAAGACAAAGAAAAAGAAAAAGAGAGCAUUGUGGGUGAAACUGAUCCACUGGAAGAAGAUGAAACGAAACAUCAACAAGAUGUGGCCCUAAAAAAUGGCCAUGCCGAAACCAGUAAAGAGGCAGAUAAACCUGGCAGUAGGCUAACAGUUCAAUUUGCUGAACAAUCGUCAACUAGAAGAAGCAGUCAAAAUGUCAUGGAAUUUUUCGAAGAACAGGAAAAAUCCUUUAGAGAACAAAUGAAGUUACUUCCUAAACCAAAGAAACAUCGAUCCCCCAGUCCGAGUCCAUUACGUCAAAGUGUUGGAUUAGAUCAUCUUGACAAUCUAGUCAGAUUGAUGGAACAACUAUCUACACUACGGAAUGAGAACUCCAGACUGAAGAAUCGAUGUGAGUAUUUAGAAAGUACCAAAGAUUUACUACAACUCAGAUCCACCAUUGCUGGUCAGAUGCCUGUAGGCUAUUCAUCCUUGCCUAAACCAAAGGCUAAAUUGAGGAAAUCCAACACUGACCCUGAAAGUCAUGACCAGCGCAAAACAAGGCAAAGUCGUUCCAGACUAAGACAACAAUUAAAUGUAGAAGAUGAAGAUAUUGUGGAAUCUUCAUCUGAUAAAAGUCAUAAAAGACCUAAAGCAGCAACAUUAUAUAAACGUAGCUAUUCUACUGGCUCAAUAGAUGUACCAUCAGAAAUCAUAGAGGAAGAAGUUGUUGGUAUCACUAAAUCCUCCAAAAUACGCAAAGAAAUUACUAAACAUAAGAAAAGUAAGAGUUCCAAAUGGGCACGUGUUAAAAAAGUGUUUUAUGAAGAUUUAGGCUCUAGUAUUAAAUCUUUACGUGAGUUUGGUAAAGGUGCUACACAAUUACGUUAUACUGGUAUUGGUUCUCCAUCAGAACUAAGUCCACCUACUCCUAGAGGACAUGAAGGUAGAUCACUGGAUAGUGGGGUGAGCAGUAGUAUGGAUGGUCAAGGUUUACGAAUGUCGACAUCGUCAACUGAGGCUCCGAGUCCAUCUCGCUCACCCAAUCAAACAGCUGAUAUUGACCUGUGUACGGAUGUGUGGAUGGGACCUCCUGAAUGGCUACAGAGACAGCGUGAGGAGCGUGGAGAAAGUAGCUGUUCAGGAGUGAGUAGUGACGUUAGCUCUGUUAUCGAAAUCAAAAGUAUUUAUUUAGGUAAAGACUCAACAGGAAGUGAGAAAUAUUUAAAGGUGAAACCCAAAUUAGCGCGGAGACGUUCUAGUCCUACUCUAGUAUCAGAAUCAGGUGUUAUUGAUGAUUCUUUGGAAGUAGCACAAGCUGUACCAUUACAUCGAUCAUCUAGUUAUAAAUCAGAAACUGAUUCUGUUAUUUUAACAGAUGAUGUAUUAACUGUGCGUUCACUCGAAAGAGAAUCCAAGAAACAAAAAACUGCAUGGAAACGUGUGAAGGAUAUUAUUCAUAUUCGUAAGGACAGCACUAAGAAAAAGAAACAUCGGAGUGAUCAAGAUGGAAAUCGCAGUGAAGAAACAUCAGAAAUUGAUAUGGAAGCUUUAAGGGAAGAACAUUUUGGAGCUGAAAUAUUUGGUGAAGGUGUUAUUAGUCGUUCCACACCAAAAACAUCUCCAAUCAUUGUUCGACCAUUAGGACCUAGUCAUAGUGAUUUAGCUUAUAUUAAAACUCCACUCUCAAGAUCUCAAGGUGGACCUCCUAGUCCAGGCAUGGAUUUAGCAGCUUUGAUGGCUUCUGGAGUAAGUGAUGAAUUUAACAAGAAACUACAGGAGUGGGAAGAUAGGAAGUCUAGGAAAUCUAUACCAUCUUCAAAAGGAGCUGUUGAUGAAAGUGACACAUUUUCUCAAGACUCUUCACGUUCCAGUGAGUUGGAUAGAUCAAAAGGCAGAGAAACAUUAAGGAAACACAGUGUUGAGAUAUCUGAAGAAUCCAGAAAACCUGGUGAUGUGACAUCAGAUGAAGACACAUCAGAAGAUAUUCUAACUGCUGAUACCACAGGUGCCUCUGUCAAUGUGGACGACUUACAGAGACGUAUUACAGAGAGUUUUAGUCGUAAAUUACAAGAAUGGGAACGUAUUAAGUAUCGCAGAGAUACUAAAGAAGGAGAGAAGAGUCCUGAGAUUCAAAGAAAGGAGAGCAAGAUAAGAAGAGAAGAUCGAGCCAAAAGUAAAAAAUCUCGAGAAGAACGAGAAAAGGAAAAAAUGGACAAAUUACGCGAACGUGAGAUGCAAAAAGUUGAAAGAGAGCAAGUUAAAUUAGACAAAGAGAAGAUGAGAUUAGAAAAGGACCGAUUGAGAGCUUUAGAACGGGAGGCUAAAUUAGAAAAAAUGAAAGGAAGACUAAGUCAAACUGAUAGCGAUCCAAUGUUUAAAAAUCCUGUCCUUAGUCCACUAGCUGAAUAUAAAGUCACUGCUGAUUUCGCUCAUAAACUUCACGAAUGGGAAGUGAGAAAAGGACUGUCACAUGAUAUUUCUACUGCAAUUUAUUUAGAAGCUCAAAAACGCAGCAUUCAACAAGUUAGAGAAGGCUUACUAGAGUUACCGGUACCGCAACCAAAACAUGAACGUUCUAAAUCAGAUUCAGAUGUACCAUUACCCAUACCUGAUGCUGGUAUUAGUCCGGUACCAGUUCCAGAAACCAGUAUAUCUGAUGAUGGUAGAAAACCUCCGCCAUUAACAUUACAACCCUACUGGGGUACCCCAGAACCUUCACCAAUAGAAAAAACAUCUGAAUUAAGUUAUGGUGAUGACAAUACCAGUGUAACAGAAGAUAGUAUGAUCACUAGAUCAAAUAUUCAUAGGUGUAAAUAUGACAAUUUGUGCAUUUUUCAUAAAUCUUUUUUCAAUUUUCAUGCUAAAAUGAAAAAUUAG